AUGGAAGGAGGAGGAAUGUUAUCAUCAUCAUCAUCACCACAUUCACAAAACUAUAUCUACAGAGAGUGUUUAAGAAACCAUGCAGCCAGCCUCGGAAGCUACGCAACCGACGGCUGCGGAGAAUUCACCGUCGACGACACUUCAGUAUCCGCAGCCAACAGUCUCCAAUGUGCAGCCUGUGGCUGUCACCGGAACUUCCAUCGCAAGAUAACCGCGACGUACGCGACGAUGGCGAGAGAUAACGCAAUCGUCGCAAUGUCGGAUCAGGUGAUGGAAUAUUCCGGUGGUGGAGAUGGGAGGAGGAAGAGGUAUCGGUCGAAGUUUACGGCGGAUCAGAAGGAGAAGAUGCUGGGAUUUGCGGAGAAGCUAGGGUGGAAGUUGCAGAGGAAGGAACUUGAUGAAGAAAUUGAAAGGUUUUGUGAAAGUGUGGGAGUGAGUAGACAGGUUUUUAAGGUUUGGAUGCAUAAUCAUAAGAAUUCUUGUUUCUCUAAUUCUUCUGAUCCUUCUGCUGGUAAUGCUAAUUCUUCUCUUACUCAGUAG
Lathyrus sativus (Indian pea) is the source of this 540-nucleotide messenger RNA. The record is from the annotation of a GenBank genome assembly. Lineage: Eukaryota; Viridiplantae; Streptophyta; Magnoliopsida; Fabales; Fabaceae.